UUCACGUAAUGUAGUUGCCGAUAAUAUGGUUUCCAUCAUAUGGCAUUAACUUGUUUUGUUUAUAAACGAAAACUUUUAAAUUAUUAAAUUUGUGAAAACAAAUAAAAUGGCCGAGGAAAUAACGUCAAAAUGUCGGACUUGCAUGAACCAACUUUUCAAUUUUUAUCAAAUUUACGACUACGUAGAUGAGAGCAAUCGAAUUGUGGACAUGCUGGAUGUGGUUGUGCCUCAAAUUCGCAUUAAAGAGGCUGGAAAUUCAUUUUCACAUUUAAUGUGCCAGAUGUGUGUUGAUAAAUUAAUCACAGGCUAUAAAUUUCAAAGAUUGUGCAUAGAAACGGAUAAUCAUUUGCGUUGUCAGUUAGGUGUGGCCCCACUUGCAGCUUACAUGAAGUCGGAUGCUUUGAUCGAUACCAUCAAUACGUGUGAACUGCGUCCUGCAACAGAUAGUGGCAAUAAUGUAAAGAAGGCAGAGCGUGUAACAGAAAUUAGCAAUACCAAUACAAAGUUUGAAUGCAGCGAUUGUGGAAAAGUGUUUGAUUGCAUGUCACGAUUAAAAGGACACAGUACACUUCAUCGCAACAAGAAAGAAAAAGAAAAAGCUCUCAAAGAUCAACAAAAUAAGGAACAAGACGAAGCGAACGGGGAAAAAGAUAUAAAUACGGUGGAAAAUAUCGUGGUAGCUCCUCAAAUAUAUGAAAAAUCAAGCGAGUAUGUUUUAAAUACCGAAGCGUUGAUGGCGAACAAAAUUAAUACCACAGAAGAAAGCAAUGAAAAGAAUAAAACGGACGAAGACGUGUCAAGCCCCAGUAAAAUUAAGAAACGUAAAAGAAAAGAGGAAACUUGGAAGAAGAAUGUGCUAAAAACUGCUCGGAAUUCAGGAAAAUCAUACGUAUCACAUACACCAGAGAAAAAAGUACGAAGUGAAAGGAAAGUAAAACCACCAUGCUUGGACAGUUGUAAACUUAAGUGCACCACAAAAUUAAACGAAAAUGAAAGGAACACAAUUUUUUCAAAUUUCUGGAAAUUGGCUAAUUUGGAAAAACAACGGCAGUACAUAGCCAACAACACCGAACCCAUUACACCCAAAUAUCGCUAUGUGCGUGGAGAUGGAAGUCGAAAACCCAGAAUUAUGAACAAUGCCUUCUAUUUUCGUUUGGGUGAAAAGAAAAUAAGAGUCUGUAAACUCUUUUUUAAAAAUACCUUAGACAUAAACGAUCGCAACAUAACAACUGUGCUAUUAAAAAAGCACAAAGUGGCAGAUACUAUAUUGGAAGAGGACAAAAGAGGCAAACAUGGUAACCAUCCGCGAUUAGAUGAAAGCAUAAGGGAUGGAGUUCGAAAUUAUAUAUCAAACAUGCUAAAGACUGAAAGCAUAUCAUACCGGCCGUAUAAAACAAAACAUUUCAUUGAUGGUACCAAAUCAAUUUCUGGUUUCUAUAAAGAUUAUCUACAAAGUUGUGAACAAAAGAAUGUUGCCAGCACCAACUAUACAUUAUUUUACAGAAUAUUCAAGGAGGAAUUCAAUAUAACAUUUUUGCAGAAAGAAACAAAGAAAAAGGCUACAUCUCAUUCUAAGAGUACUACUAAGGUUGAAGGAGAUGACAAAACACAUACUACUGAGAAAUAUGAUCAAAAUAUAAUUAUGAAUUUGCUAUAUAAUAAUUAAAUAGAAAAUAAAAUAAAUGUUUUUAGAA
Messenger RNA from Stomoxys calcitrans (stable fly), 1694 nucleotides. RefSeq lists its product as uncharacterized. Gene Ontology annotation, cellular component: nucleus. NCBI's taxonomy places the organism in Eukaryota, Metazoa, Arthropoda, Insecta, Diptera, Muscidae. The transcript is spliced from 3 exons. The record is from RefSeq and is a predicted model, not a curated record. Gene Ontology annotation, molecular function: zinc ion binding. The coding region runs from base 107 to 1666 and encodes 519 amino acids.